ACAGAACGAUCCAUGCUGUGUCAAUAUAGAGCGGCCCUGUGGUGACAAAACUGUGGACUUUACAGUAGUUGUAAAAUAUCUGAAAACAGAAAAUAUUGGCUCAUUCUCCGUAUUAGCAUUUGGGGUGCAUAUCACACGCUGGUUACUGGUUUACAGUGGGAGCUAGUUUUCACGUGGUAUACCUGGGUUAAUUUUUGAUUUAAUACAUAAAAAUAUUGUGGUUUUGAAAUUGAGAAGUUUAAUAAUGAACUGUGUAUAAUAGUUAACAAAAACUUUUCUUGAAAACAAACUUUUUGUGGAUAAUACUGAAUUUGGAAGGCUUUGUUGGUAUAAAGUGUAUUUUGGAUAAAAUAUCAAGAUGGAAUUAAUUUUACAUUUAAUGUUUUGCGGUGCACUGUGAAAGACGUUUUAUAUGGCUUGGAUUAUAGAAAUUGAAAUUUCAAAAGGAAAAUUUAAUUCCUAGUGUAAACUGUGUAAAUUGAUUCAGUUACAAUAUUUAGUUAACAUCUUCAAGUGUAUCAAUUGAAAAUUAUUUGAAUUUCAAGUUUUAUUUGCGAUUAUUAGAAUACUGAAACACCUUCUCAAGCGAGCUUUGUGAAAGUGAUACAAGUCUUUGUGACUUUGAGACAAGUGGCUGUUUCUAUUUGUUCAAAAUAUUUGGAUUAAAUUCACUUUUGAGCUUACGACGAAGUUACGUUAUAACAGUAUAUUUGCGUACAAGUUAAGGAUAUUUACGCAUCAGCCAUUGUAACAUGUGAGAGAGCUGCCCACCCAUGUAUUAUGUGAAGCCUGACACUCUCCUAACAACAAUCUGCAGAGAGUGACAUGGACGAGGGUGGUACGGGCGGCCUGACAAUCAAUGAUCGAUUACGACAGGCUGCUGGUAAAGGACUUGGAGAGGAGGUAGCCCAGUGUCUUCAGGCCGGGGCUACUUUUGAUGCCGACCAGGAUGGAAGGACGGCUUUACACUAUGCAGCGUUGAACGGUUACCCAGAUGUGGCGAGGUUUCUUGUGGAGAAAGGAUGUGACAUUGACAUACAGGAUGAUAGCGGUUACACUGCCCUACACCGGGCGGCGUCUCAAGGUCAUCUGGAGGUGAUCACCACCCUGUUGGAGGCCGGAUGUGAUCCCAACACCCAGGAUGAGCACGGGAAUGCAGCUAUCCACGAGGCUGCCUGGAAUGGAUACAGUAAAACCCUCGAACUUCUUGUUAAGUUUGAUGCCAAUGUUUCCAUUGUUAACAAGGCUGGGUUUACUGCUUUACACCUAUCGGCACAGAACGGACACAACGAGAGUUCCCGGGUUCUGCUGUACGCAGGCUGUAACAGUGACUUGAAAAACAAUUAUGGAGACACGACCAUACACACGGGGGCGAGGUACGGUCAUGCUGGCGUUACCCGGAUACUCAUCAGUGCCAGGGCAAAACUGAACGAACAAAACAAGAAUGGUGACACAGCCUUACACAUAGCGGCAGCCCUCAAGCGUAGAAAGAUCGCUAAGUUACUGGUGGAUUCUGGGGUGGAUGUCUUCAUGAAGAACAAGCAAAAUGAGACUGCCAUAGAUGUUGCAAGGCGGAAAGACCACGUGGAAAUAAUCUCCAUUAUCCAGGCCUAUAGCAGGCCAGUAAAACCUAUUCCCAAGGAGGUCAACUUCAAGCUUGACCAUCAUGAACCAGAAGGGCCGAUAGUUGUCCCUGACAACAGAAACAUUCCUGAGAAACAGGAGAAGGGAAAGUCAAGGUUCCUGUUCUUCAAGAAAAAGAAGUCUAAGGACAAAGACAAGACACCCCAAGGUCGGAGCGUGUCCCCCCAGGGUCGUGUGCCAGUGGGUGGGGACCUGAGGGCCGCUGGGCAGACGCCGGUCCAGGGGUUCUUCAGUAAAUACGUGCCUCGGGAGGGUGUCCAGUACUACAGGGAUCUGGCUGGGAAUGUCAAACAGGGACCUGUAGGCUAUUCCCCAACUUGCAACUGUCACCCUGCCAUAAACCAGCUUCAGAAAGAGAUACAUGAUACCCAGGACCAUGUUUAUGGACGGAUACACAACAAUAACCGUGUGUUGAAUGAUCGUAUAGACCAGGUCGACCAUCGCUCAUCCAUGCGGGUUCAGGCUUUGGAGAAAUAUACUCAUGACCAAUUUCAUGAGGAAAAAAAUAGGUGUCGACAGAGAAUCGAUCAUCGACUGGAUGAGUAUGGUGAUGCUGGGCAGGACCAUAUGAAAUCACAAAUUCAAAACUGGCUGGAACAGAAAUUGGAAGGUUACGGACAUUGUUUACAUCAUCACCAUGACGAUUCUGCAUUGCCAAAUGACAAUAUAUUUACUGAAGUGCAUGAGACUGCUAAUGGUCGGUUGUUCAAAUCUCGAUCAGAUGAGACGUUAUCUCAGUCUGAUAACCACAGUGGAAAGUUCAGAAAGCGCAACUUUUAUGAAUCUCGACAACAGGCGAUGCAGCAGAUUCGGGCUUGGCAGGUUCCAAGCUAUAGCAAAGACAAGUAUCGUGUAAAAAUUAGUGCAAAACAGACUGCUAAUGCCACUGGGAAAAGAUCUCAAAGCCAACAUAAUGUGAAUAACACUGACAUUGAGCCAGCUAGGCAGUAUCCCAUAGAACCCAAAGUUGAGGUUCGGACUUAUGCCAGUAAAAAUCUUCCAAAUACUAUAGGACGUAAUAUGGCAAGGACGGAGGAUCAUGGUGACUAUAUGGCAAUGACUGGUUCCCCACAACCAGUCCAGAGGGCCCCAUCACGACCUCAACCGCAGGUGUACCAGUCUACCAGACAACAGGGAACCAGCUCUAGGGGCCCAGUGACACACAGUACACCAAAGUCCAGAGAGUCUAGUCCUUAUACUACACAUACCAACAUUGUGCGUAGUCAUACUGAUGGCUACUUGGCUCAAGGAUCUCCAAGGCAACUAACAUUCCAGGAUAUAUCACAUUCCACACAGGAGUCUACCUUACACUCGAGCUCAGGAGGGCAGGGUGUUAUGACUUACACUAAAGCUGAAAGCUUUGGUGACGUAAAAAGUGCAAGAAGUGAUUUACAGCUCAGUAAAGCUAGUAGUGCAAGUCCAACAAAAUCCACUACAAGUGCCACUUUGUUCAGCUCUGGAUAUAGGAACUCUACAAGCAGUGAUAAGUUGAUGCCUGAAAAUCCAAAGCCGACGUUCACCACAUUUGGCUAUGACGAGACUAUGAGAAGUUCAGCUCAACCUAACAAUCAAGAAGACCAGAUUGACAUGUCUGGGCAGGGUGUAAGUGUUGGCACUCCUCGAUCAGCUUCUAGUCAUUCCAGUCGAGCUGAAGAACAGAUGAAUAAAACUCAAAUAUCUGGAAAUAGCAUGUAUUCCCGACAGAUUUCUCAGUCAUCUCAUGGUUUUUCUCCAUCGCAUCAUGAUGAUAUGUAUGUGGAAAUGAAGAACUUUACUCCAGCAAAACUUCACCAGAGGGCUAGAUCCUCUGACGGUCUGCUAGAAACUGACGUUGAUCAUGUGCAUUCCUCACAAAAUAUGGCACAGAGCUUCAAUACCCAUGAUGCCACACAGCUCUCUGUGACAGCGCGAUCAUCAUCGGAAACUCGUAAUAUCUUGAGAGCUAUGUCACCUACACCUGCUCCUCAGCAACCAUCUAGAAAUAUAACUCAAAGUCCUGCAAACACCUGUAAUAAGACCAUCUCCCAUCCAAAGUUAAGCAGCACACCAACAGCAAUUCCAAACAGUUUCACAAGACCUGCUGAGAGGUCUGUAGAGAGACCAAUUCCUCCACCAAAGCCAAGUGUUCACACUGUCCCCAACAAGCUAUUUGGUGCCAAUACUGCUGAUAGACAUUACGCUGGGAAUAUCAACUUUAAAUCCACUUUGCCUCGACCUGAGAACCCUUACACUACUGUUAAACAGGCUCAGUUUCAGAGGGACCUAAAUCAGAACUAUGCAGUAAUGCCUGAGGUUCAUCCAGUGCCAACAAAUUACUACUCGCAAGGAUUAACAAAUGGGACUAACGGUGUUCCAGCUCAGAACCAACUUGAACCAAGGUCUAAGUUUGCUAUCCAGACAUAUCUAACCGAGACUCCCCCAUUUGACAGCCAGAUACAGCGAGAAAACUCCCCCAACAUCUGUAACAACAGCAAAGAGGAUUCCAGCAGUAACCCAGACUCGGGCUACAGCAGCAAGAUCUAUGGAAACCGUGCUUCCUCCGUCCAGCCACCGAGUUGUGGAAGCACACCGUCAUCAUCGUUCAGUACUGAUCGUGGGUUGACGAGUAACACUAACUCACCCCAAAGCCAGUAUUCUAGUACAGACUAUGAGUAUUUGCCAAAGAGACAGUAUGAUAAUGAAGUACAUACCCCAAUGAAUAACUGGUACCACAGACAAAUCCAGGAAACUACACAAAAAGUGUACGACAGUUGGAGAAAUGAUCGGUCUCCUAGAAUUCCACCUCAGCAGCAGCAACAGCAGAGACUUCCUGCGAGUUAUUAUGGGAAUGGAGAUUAUGUGUCUGCCAAUCAGAUUCAAGCAUCCCGAGCCAACCAAUCAGGAUACACGCUUUCUGGCCAACAGAAUCAUUUGGUGUCAACAUAUGUAAUGCAUGGAAGUGAUGUGUAAAUUUCAUGUUAUAUGUGGUCCUUUCCGUGGUUACUUUUUCGAAAGUGGUUAAGGUACAUUGGACACGAAUUCAGAGAACAAUUCUAGUCAAAGAUAUUAUUUGUAUUCCUUCUCCAAAUGUGCCCUCUUCAGUUUUUGUUUUCGAUAUUGAAGGGAAGCAACUCUCUUUGGAUGGAUAAAGGAAAUUAAUGAUUUGUAUAGAAAUCAGUGAACAAAUAUUUCUGAUUUUAAUUAUUUUUCUACGUACAUGCAUGUGUUCAAUAAUCAAUUGAUUCAAAUUUUUGCAAAUGAAAUGUGCUAUUCUAUAGUUAUUGUUUGUGUUUAAUAAUCUGUAAAAUGAAAAUAAAGUUUAUAAAUGUACAUUCAAAAUGUAAAUGAGAAGUUGUAAAAAUGGCAGUUUGUACAUAUAUCUAUUAUUUAUUUUUUGAUACAUGCCCUUUUCAUUUUUAUAGAAUAAUGUAAAAUAGUAUACAGUAUAAAAAGAUAAUUAAAAAAAUAUA
This is a messenger RNA of Mya arenaria, 5093 nucleotides long. RefSeq lists its product as uncharacterized. The coding region runs from base 826 to 4593 and encodes 1255 amino acids. Gene Ontology annotation, molecular function: protein binding. The record is from RefSeq and is a predicted model, not a curated record. NCBI's taxonomy places the organism in Eukaryota, Metazoa, Mollusca, Bivalvia, Myida, Myidae. The transcript is spliced from 13 exons.